CCUGCCUAUAGUCAUGUCUAAUGAUAUUUAGCUUUGAAAGAAAAGGAGGGGUAUGAGGAGUAGAAAUGAGAACUAACAUCACAGAGGAGUCUUCCUGUUCUCUGGGUCAACCACAAGAUGUUUUGCUUAUUUGACACAGUUUGUGUCUGGUUAGAUUCUUCCUUUACGUUCCACUGUACUGAAUAAAUGACUGAAUGAACCAGUGAUGGUGAAAAUGCUGCCUUCUGCAUCUCUGGCCCUGUGUCUACUUAUUUCUGGUAUCACUAUAACCCCAGGUGUUUCUGAUAAGGUGACAUGGGUGGUGACUAUGACUCAUCACAGUAUCUGUGCUGUGACAGGAUCAUCAGUGGAGAUGCCCUGCUCUUUCACUCAUCAUCAUAAUAAUCAACUUAUAGUCAAUAAAGUCUACUGGGUAAUUAACGCCAAACAGGGAGCGCUCCCCCCUGAUCUCAAAACUGUCCAAGAGUAUGUGGGUCGAGUGCAGUACAAAACAGAUAUAGCGAAAACUUGCACAUUGACUCUGAGUGAUGUGAGACUCACAGAUACAGCUGACUAUUAUGCCAGGAUUGAAACAUCAACAACUGGAGAGCAAUGGCUAUCAACAAAAGUCAACCUCACUGUGAAAGACCUUUUUGUUAAUACAUCUGGACCAGCAAUUGAAGGGAAAAAUGUUAAGCUUAGCUGUAAGAGUCACUGCAAUCUGAUACAGAGCUCCAUAAUACUGUGGAAAAAGAAUGGGAUGAAUUUAUUUGAUACACAAACAAACAGCCAUGAUCUGGAACUCCAGAACAUCAAGAUUGAGGAUGAGGGCCCCUAUUAUUGUACAGUGAAGGAGACAAAUCAUUCAUCUCCACCACUUAAGCUUAAUGUCAUGUACCUUCCAAAGAACACCUCAGUUUCUGUUAGUCCUGCUGGUGAGAUAUUUGAGGGCUUUUCAGUGACUUUAACCUGCAGCAGUGAUGCCAAACCACCAGUGGAAACCUACACGUGGUUUAGGACAACCUCAACAUCUGCAGUGACAUCAGAAAAGAUGUACAGCCUCUCAAAUAUCAGCUCAAAACACAGCGGCUUAUACUACUGCAUGGUGAAGAACCAAUAUGGUGUUGGUAAUUCUACAGCUGUUCGCCUGGAUGUCCAAUACGCUCCCAAGAACAUCUCAGCAUCAGUCAGCCCCUCUGGUGAAAUAGUGGAGGGCAGCUCAGUGACUCUGACCUGCCGGAGUGAUGCCAACCCAGAUCAGAGCUACACCUGGUAUAAAAAGGAGAAGAGUGAAUCGGAGAUGUCAAAGAUAUCAACUAAGCAGGUUUACAGCAUCAAUAGAGUCAGCGCUGAACACACUGGAUAUUACUACUGUCAGUCUAGGAACAAGCACGGCCACUCAAACUAUACAGUUACUCAUCUUGAUGUUCUCUACUCCCCUAAACGGACGUCAGCAUCUCACAACCACACUGGUGAUCUAGAGGAAGGAAGUUCAGUGACUCUGACCUGCAGCAGUGAUGCCAAACCACCAGUGGAGAACUACACCUGGUACAGGCAGACUGGAGACAAAACUGCUAAAGUAGGCUCAGCAGAAACCAUCACCUUCACUCUGACCUCCUCCACUGCUGGACUUUACCACUGUGAGGCUAAAAACAGAAUUGCCUCUAGAAAUUCCCCUGCUCUUAAGGUCUCAUUGGCAGGCUCAGGGUGGCAAAGUUUGGUUCUGACAGCAGGAGGAGCUGUUACUUCCCUCAUAGUUCUCAUUGUGAUCAUAGCUGUUCUCAUGUCCCGGAGGAAGAAGAAUACAACCAACUCAUCUAGCGACUUUAGCAGUACAGCCAGGAACUCACAGGGUGCUGCUGACAACGAUUAUGUAAAUGUCAACCCGGCGACCUCUGAACCUACCCAGAAUGUUGAUUUAGGUAACCAAGAUGAUGUCCAGUACGCCAGCGUUCAGUUCAAGAGAUCUGGAGUUCAGCAAGUGCCACUCAACUCCACAGCCCAGAAUCCCAAACCACACACCCAGCAGCAGCAGCAGCAGCAGCAGCAGCAGCAGGACGAUGUGGAGUACGCAGCAGUCAACUUCUCUAGACACACUGCUGCCACCCAUGCUGGAGCAGAUUCAGAUGUCUACAGUCAAGUCAGCAAACCAAGAAAGAAAAAGGCCCAAGGACAGCGUACAACUCACCAGUAGCAACACACUGCAAAGAGUGAUAUUUCACCAAGUGUUAUGAUCAUAUAUUGAGAUUAAAAUUCUAACUUUUUUUAUCUUAAUAUAAGUUUAUAACACUUAGUAAUAUAUCACUUUUUGCAGUGUGCGUGACCAAUGACCUGCAUCAUCAGUCUUAGAGGUUUGGACACUUUCUCAAUGAAGAAUGGAAGAAUAUUGUAGCCUGCUGGUUAAGCUGUCACGGAUCCAUCAAUUGAUCCAAUCAGUAACUUUUAAUUUAUCUAAAACAUUAACACAUGUUCAUUGAUUUAUUCAUUCAAGUGCAUUUUCCUUGCAACAUGAGUGUAUGAUUUAAAUCCAACUUUGUGUCAGUUAUGUCAUUUUGUAAUCAGUUCCAUUAAAAAUAUUCUUUAAA
This is a messenger RNA of Sardina pilchardus (European sardine), 2564 nucleotides long. Its product is annotated as B-cell receptor CD22-like. The transcript is spliced from 11 exons. Lineage: Eukaryota; Metazoa; Chordata; Actinopteri; Clupeiformes; Clupeidae. The coding region runs from base 206 to 2173 and encodes 655 amino acids. The record is from RefSeq and is a predicted model, not a curated record.